AUGAAAGGAGGAAAAAAAGUAAUUAUUGAACCUCACCGUUUAAAAGGAGUUUUCAUUGUAAAAGGCAAAGAAGAUGCUUUAGUAACAAAAAAUAUGGUGCCUGGUGAGUCAGUUUAUGGAGAAAAACGAGUCUCUAUUCAAAACGAACACUCAAAUGAUACUGAUGAACAAAAAACAACAACAGAAUAUCGCGUUUGGAAUCCUUUCCGUUCUAAAUUAGCGGCUGCUAUAAUGGCAGGAGUUGAAGAUGCACACAUCUUUCCUGGUGCUCGAGUUCUUUAUUUGGGCGCUGCUUCUGGUACUUCUGUUUCGCACGUUUCUGAUAUUGUUGGACCGGAAGGAAUUGUUUAUGCCGUGGAAUUCUCACAUAGAAGUGGUCGUGAUCUUUUGGGAAUGGCCAAAAAACGACCAAAUGUUGUUCCAAUCGUGGAUGAUGCUCGACAUCCACACAAAUAUGCAAUGAUGGUAGGGAUUGUUGAUACAAUCUUUUCUGAUGUUGCACAACCUGAUCAAGCAAGAAUUGUGGCUCAUAAUGCACACAAAUUUUUGAAAAACAAUGGACAUGUUGUGAUCUCAAUAAAAGCAAAUUGUGUUGACAGCACAGCUGAGCCAGAGGCAGUUUUUGCUGGGGAAGUGAACAAAUUACGCGAAGAACAGUUUAAACCGAUUGAACAGGUGACACUUGAACCUUAUGAACGUGAUCACGCUGUGGUUGUUGCUGAAUAUAGAGCAUCAAAGAAAGUGAAAAAGGAAAAGAAGGAAACUAAAACGGAGGAAAUGGAAAGCUGA
Molecule: messenger RNA, 789 nt
Organism: Meloidogyne enterolobii
Lineage: Eukaryota; Metazoa; Nematoda; Chromadorea; Rhabditida; Meloidogynidae
Source: the annotation of a GenBank genome assembly